GCGAGUCCGCGCUGGCGGCGCCGGCCGGCCUGUUGGGUCGCACUGCGGUGUCGGACACCGGCGCCGAGUGGAGCGGCUGCCAUGGGCCUGGGCGCCAGCGCCGAGCAGCCCGCGGGUGGCGCCGAGGGCUUCCACCUGCACGGAGUUCAGGAGAACUCUCCGGCCCAGCACGCAGGCCUGGAGCCCUACUUUGACUUCAUCAUCACUAUUGGGCACUCGCGGCUGAACAAGGAGAACGACACGCUGAAGGCACUGCUGAAGGCCAAUGUGGAGAAGCCUGUGAAGCUGGAGGUGUUCAAUAUGAAGACCAUGAAGGUGCGCGAGGUGGAGGUGGUGCCCAGCAACAUGUGGGGCGGCCAGGGCCUGCUGGGUGCCAGCGUGCGCUUCUGCAGCUUCCGCAGGGCCAGCGAGCAUGUGUGGCACGUGCUGGAUGUGGAACCAUCUUCACCUGCUUCCCUUGCUGGCCUGUGCCCGUACACAGACUAUGUGGUUGGCUCCGACCAGAUCCUCCAGGAGUCUGAGGACUUCUUUACGCUCAUCGAGUCUCACGAGGGGAAGCCCUUGAAGCUGAUGGUUUAUAACUCCGAGUCUGACUCUUGCCGGGAGGUGACUGUAACUCCCAACGCAGCCUGGGGUGGAGAGGGCAGUUUGGGGUGUGGUAUUGGCUAUGGAUAUCUACACCGGAUCCCAACCCAGCCCUCCAGCCACCACAAGAAGCCACCUGGUGCUCCACCACCUGGUGCUCCACCACCUGGUGCUCCACCACCUGGUGCUCCACCACCUGGUGCUCCACCACCUGGUGCUCCACCACCUGGUGCUCCACCACCUGGUGCUCCACCACCUGAUGUGCCACCACCUGAUGCGCCACUGCCUGGUACCCCAUCUCCUGAUGCUCCACUACUUGGUACCCCACCACCUGGACCCAACCCCCAGGACUCUCCUGCCCCUCCUGGCCCAGAGAUAGGUUCCAGGCAGAGUGACUACACGGAGGCCCUGCUGCAGGCACCUGGCUCUUCGAUGGAGGGACAGCUUCCUGGGCCCGGGAGUCCCAGCCAUAGUGCUCCAGACCUUGGGGGACUUCCGUGUUCCAUGGAGUUUCCUCUUCAGCCUCCUCCUCCAGUGCAGCGAGUCAUGGACCCAGGCUUCCUGGACGUGUCGGGCCUUUCCCUCUUGGACAGCAGUAAUGCCAGUGUGUGGUCCAGCCUGCCCUCUUCCACAGCGCUGACCUCCACAGCUGUCUCACCCUCAGGGCCAGAGGAUGUCUGCUCCAGCAACAGUUCCCACGAGCGGGGCGGUGAGGCCACAUGGUCUGGGUCAGAGUUUGAAGUCUCCUUCCUGGACAGCCCAGGUGCACAAGCCCAGCCAGACCACCUGCCUCAGCUGACUCUUCCCGACAGCCUCACCUCUGCAGCCUCACCAGAAGAUGGGCUGUCUGCUGAGCUGCUUGAAGCCCAGGCUGAGGAGGAGCCGGCAAGCACAGAGAGCCCAGAUUUGGGGGCAGAGGCUGAGGGGCUGGCCAGCCAGGCCCAGAUGUCUAUACCAGAAUAACACCCUGGGCUGUAACAAGUCUCCUGAUGACAUUUCAUGAGGCCUACCUGUGGGCAGGCAGCCCAGCUCCGUGCCUAAUCACAGCCCUGUUCAGCUUCUUAGGAUGCAGCUUCAAGUGGUGUGCAGGGAUUUCUGCUGGCAGGGGGCUUUUGUUUCUACUCAGACCCUACUCCUGAUCUCCAGAUGACCUGCCAGCAUUUAUCCUGUCUGAUGGUCCUGGCUUUGGGGAUUUCAAACGAGUCCUUUUGGGGGUGGCAAAGGGCUGGGAGCAGCACCCCAGAUAAAGUAUGUUUUGCAGGAACUGGGGUAGGAGAGGGAGGAUUCUUUGCUGCUUGGGUGGGGCAUGAAGCCUCAUUGGUUAGGGAGAGGCAGCCAUGGGCCUUGUGGGAGGGCAUCUUUUGGCUAUGUAUUCUCAGGUCCAGUGGUUGCUCCUGCUUUGGUCACUGGGGUUGCCCAGGAGGCAGCAGGGUCUGGUCAUGAUCCAGUGUGAAGAUGAGGCAAGAGAGGAAGGGGUUGGUUGGUGUUGGCCUGAUUGCUUUGUUAGGGCUUGCCUUGAUUCUUCCUGCACAGCGCAGCCAGACCCAUCUGUACUGGAGGGAACCCCCAAGCCCCGGGGACCCCCUCCAAGUCCCAGUCACUGGCUGCUUAGUCAUGUGCCCUCGUCCCUGUACUACACUGCCACAGUUGGCUCAGACUGGCUGACAUGCCACUCAGGGUUGUACGAGAGAAGCAGUGUACCUGCCCACAUCUGCAGAGAAGGGACUUUGAAAUUCUAGGCCCUUUGGUGGAGACCCAUCUCUGCCUGGAUCACAAUGUUUCUUCUUCCUCUAGGCCUACACACCACAGACCUAGUAUCCCCAAUGUCUAGUCUUGUGAGCCUCCCAAUGACAUCUUCUAAAUAUACAAGGCAUCCAGCCAGCCCCAGUGGUGAAUAAAAGCUGCACAUUUAAAUUCACCAUCCUAAGCAAACUCUUAAAGCCAGCCCACCUGACAAGGUCUCUUCACACACAGUUGCCAGCCCAAAGGUAGCCUAGAUAAAAGUGGGUAAGGGCCCUUUUCUGUAGUAUGGGAGAAAGCUGUUCCCUCCAUCCCCCAAGUGCCUUUGGAGGCUAAGGCUAGGUCAGGUGCUCUGCUAUGCUCAGUUUCUAGAGAAGAGGGUUCUCUAACUGAAAUCCUCUGCUGCUUUGGAGUUCCUCACCUUCCCACACUCCUUGCUAAUUAUGACGAAAGUUACCUCUGGCCUUGUUUUCUGGCCUCUGCCCAGUUGAAAGUCUCACCUUUACAGCCUGAUUUGUUAACAUCUAUGUACAUGCAGGGAACUCAAGCUCCAUCAGGCCUGCAUAAUGACUGUCUGCUCUGGGGGGCACAGACCAACUGACUAUAUGGAGGGAGGACUCAAAUCAGCAAACACGAAGUUUCAAGCACUGUUACUAUACCGAAAGCAAGCCCUUGUCCAGCUUUUCAGAGGAGCUGGUAAGUCUGGAACAGUGAGGCAUUGUGUCCUGGAUUGUCCGGGAGCCCAGUGUCAAGUCUGCAGGAAUGCAGGAAGUGGAACAGAAUUGCCAGAAGACUGCUGUGGGAUGGGCUUCCCUUAACUCUAGCCUGGCAGUCUGGUCCAAAGUUGCCCUUACUCAAAUGUUCUGGCUCCUCCCUCCCUCACUUUUACUUCUCCCUUCCCCAUAAACUGGGGAAUAAAGUGGGUAUCAAUGUUAAUUAUUUCCAGCGUGAACAUGAAACCACAGGUUUCUUUCUUUCUCUGUAAUCUGCUAUGAAGGAAAAUGACAAGUGAAAAAAUAAAUGUGUACUACACUUUAAAAUA
Molecule: messenger RNA, 3367 nt
Organism: Cynocephalus volans (Philippine flying lemur)
Lineage: Eukaryota; Metazoa; Chordata; Mammalia; Dermoptera; Cynocephalidae
Gene: GORASP1
Product: golgi reassembly stacking protein 1
Exons: 9
Coding region: 82-1548 (488 amino acids)
Biological process (GO): Golgi organization
Cellular component (GO): Golgi apparatus
Molecular function (GO): protein binding
Source: RefSeq, a predicted model, not a curated record